Messenger RNA from Hipposideros armiger (great roundleaf bat), 915 nucleotides. It is a transcript of the gene NANOG, whose product is annotated as Nanog homeobox. The transcript has 4 exons. NCBI's taxonomy places the organism in Eukaryota, Metazoa, Chordata, Mammalia, Chiroptera, Hipposideridae. The coding region runs from base 1 to 915 and encodes 304 amino acids. Gene Ontology annotation, biological process: regulation of transcription by RNA polymerase II. The record is from RefSeq and is a predicted model, not a curated record. Gene Ontology annotation, molecular function: DNA-binding transcription factor activity, RNA polymerase II-specific; RNA polymerase II cis-regulatory region sequence-specific DNA binding.
AUGAGUGUGGAUCUGGCUUCUCCCCAAAGCCCGCCUUGCCCCAAAGCAUCCAAUUCCAGGGAACCUUCACCAGUGCCUGAGAUUUCUGGGCCUGAAGAACAUUAUGCAUCCUUGCAAAUGUCACCUGCUGAGACACCCCACACGGAGACUGUCUCUCCUCUUCCUUCCUCCAUGGAUCUGCUUAUGCAGAACAGCCCUGAUUCUUCCACCAGUCCCAGCGUAACACUACCUACUUCUGUAGAAAAAACCGUGAAGGAGGAAAGGAAGGUCCAGGUCAAGAAACAGAAGAUCAGAACCGUCUUCUCACAGGCCCAACUCGGUAUACUCAAUGAGAGAUUUCAGAGACAGAAAUAUCUCAGCCUCCAGCAGAUGCAAGAACUUUCCAAAAUUCUGAACCUUAGCUACAAACAGAUUAAGACCUGGUUUCAGAACCAGAGGAUGAAAUGUAAGAGGUGGCAGAAAUACAACUGGCCAGAGAACAGCGACUGUAUGACUCGGAAGAGCUCAGCAACUGCAGAGUACCCAGGCCUGUCUUCCUGUCACCAGGGAUGCCUGGUGAACACUUCUGGAAACUUUUCAGUGUGGAGCAACCAGACCUGCAAUAACCCAACUUGGAACAACCAAUCUUGGAGCUACCAUUCCUGGAACAGUCAGACCUGGUGCCCCCCAGCCUGGAAUAACCAGUCUUGGAACAACCAGGCCUGGAACAAUCAGUUCUACGGCUGUGGGGAGGAAGCCCUGCUGCCCCAGAUCCAGUUCCAGCAAAAUCGACCUGUCAGUGAUUUGGAGGCCGCUUUGGAAACUGCUGGGGAAAGCUAUGAGGUGAUGCAGCAAAACCCUAGGUAUUAUAGUACCCAGCAAAUCAUGGAUUUGUUCCCAAAUUACUCCAUGAACAUACAGCCUGACGCUAUGUGA